AUGACCAACUCCUGCUGCUCCCCUUGCUGCCAGCCCACCUGCUGCAGGACCACCUGCUGCAGGACCACCUGCUGGAGACCAAGCUGUGUGACCAGCUGUUGUCAGCCCUGCUGCCAGCCCAGCUGCUGUGGCUCCAGCUGCUGCCAGCCCUGCUGUCAAACCACCUGCUGCAGGACCUGCUUCCAGCCAUGCUGUGUGAGCAGUUGCUGCCGCACACCCUGCUGCCAGCCCUGCUGCUGUGUGAGCAGCUGCUGCCAGCCCUGCUGCAAGCCCAGCUGCUGCCAGCCUAGCUGCUGCCAGCCCUGCUGCAAGCCCAGCUGCUGUAUCUCCAGCUGCUGCCAGCCCUGCUGCAAGCCCAGCUGCUGUCAGUCCAGCUGCUGCAAGCCCUGCUGCCAGCCCUUCUGCCUCAACCUGUGCUGCCAGCCAGCCUGCUCUGGACCUGUGACCUGCACCAGGACUUGCUACCAGCCCACAUGUGUCUGUGUGCCUGGAUGCCUGUCCCAAGGAUGUGGGUCCAGCUGCUGUGAGCCCUGUGGCUGUUGA
Molecule: messenger RNA, 543 nt
Organism: Apodemus sylvaticus (European woodmouse)
Lineage: Eukaryota; Metazoa; Chordata; Mammalia; Rodentia; Muridae
Product: keratin-associated protein 9-3-like
Exons: 1
Coding region: 1-543 (180 amino acids)
Cellular component (GO): keratin filament
Source: RefSeq, a predicted model, not a curated record